CCUUGACUCGAUGUUCCUACAGAAUAUGUGGUUGAAUUUGAGGACCAAGAAUUGAAGGAGAGCGGUUGGGAAGAGCUGAAGAGAGUAAAUGGGAACAAGAAGCAUGCUAGCCUCUCCCUGUGGCCCUACAUGUCCUACCGUUUCCGGGUCAUUGCCAUCAAUGAUGUGGGCAAAAGUGACCCCAGCAAGCCAUCUGAAAUCCACAAUACACUUGCAGAAGCCCCAGACAAUAACCCUGAAGACGUUAAGAGUGAGUCAGGAGACCCACAUACUCUGGUCAUCACUUGGCAGGAAAUGGAAAAACGUGAAUUCAAUGGGCCUGACUUCAAGUACAGAGUGAUGUGGAGGAAAGUGUUGGGCAGUGGCCCCAACUGGCAUUCUAACUACACAACAACACCGUCUUUUAUUGUGAAUGAUGUUGGCAACUUCUCUGCCUUUGAGAUCAAAGUUCAGGCUAUCAACGAGAAAGGGGAGGGACCUCAACCAGACCCAGUCAUUGGCUUCUCAGGAGAAGAUGGUGAAAUAUUUUAAAAGAGUUGC
Messenger RNA from Monopterus albus (swamp eel), 540 nucleotides. Its product is annotated as neural cell adhesion molecule L1-like. Lineage: Eukaryota; Metazoa; Chordata; Actinopteri; Synbranchiformes; Synbranchidae. Gene Ontology annotation, cellular component: plasma membrane; axon. The coding region runs from base 130 to 531 and encodes 133 amino acids. The transcript has 3 exons. Gene Ontology annotation, biological process: axon guidance; brain development; cell-cell adhesion. Gene Ontology annotation, molecular function: cell-cell adhesion mediator activity. The record is from RefSeq and is a predicted model, not a curated record.